Molecule: messenger RNA, 3060 nt
Organism: Delphinapterus leucas (beluga whale)
Lineage: Eukaryota; Metazoa; Chordata; Mammalia; Artiodactyla; Monodontidae
Gene: GLCE
Product: glucuronic acid epimerase
Biological process (GO): heparan sulfate proteoglycan biosynthetic process
Cellular component (GO): Golgi apparatus
Molecular function (GO): heparosan-N-sulfate-glucuronate 5-epimerase activity
Source: RefSeq, a predicted model, not a curated record
GAGCGGUGGGCACGGCUGUGGCUCCGUCUCCCGGCUGCGCGCGGAGCGGGAGGGCUCUCCUCACACAAGCGCUUCCUCGCGGAGGGGUUGGAGCUGCGGCAGACGCAGGCCUGGGCAGCCCCUUCUCUGCCGCCUCCUUCUCUUCCUGAGGGCUCCCCGGUCCUCUUGCCCUCCGACGCUACCCAGGUAUGGUCUGAAUAUGCGUUGCUUGGCAGCUCGGGUCAACUAUAAGACUUUGAUUGUCAUCUGCGCACUCUUCACUUUGGUCACAGUACUUUUGUGGAAUAAGUGUUCCAGCGACAGAGCGAUCCAGUUUCCACGGCACUCGAGUAGUGGCUUCAGAGUGGAUGCGUUAGAAAAAAGAGCAGCAGCAUCUGAGAGCAACAACUAUGUGAACCACAUGGCCAAGCACUCUGAGGAGGCAUUCCCUCAGGAACAGCAGAAAGCGCCCCCUGUUGUUGGAGGCUUCAAUAGCAAUGGGGGAAGCAAGGUGUUAGGGCUCAAAUAUGAAGAAAUUGACUGUCUCAUAAAUGAUGAACACACAAUUAAAGGGAGACGAGAGGGGAAUGAAGUCUUUCUUCCAUUUACCUGGGUAGAGAAAUAUUUUGACGUUUACGGAAAGGUGGUUCAGUACGAUGGCUAUGAUCGGUUUGAAUUCUCUCAUAGCUAUUCCAAAGUCUAUGCACAGAGAGCCCCUUAUCACCCUGAUGGUGUAUUUAUGUCCUUUGAAGGCUACAAUGUGGAAGUCCGAGACAGAGUCAAGUGCAUAAGUGGGGUUGAAGGUGUACCUCUAUCUACACAAUGGGGACCUCAAGGCUAUUUCUACCCAAUCCAGAUUGCACAGUAUGGGUUAAGUCAUUACAGCAAGAAUCUAACUGAGAAACCCCCUCACACAGAGGUAUAUGAAACAGCAGAAGACAGGGACAAAAAUAGCAAGCCCAAUGACUGGACCGUGCCAAAGGGCUGCUUUAUGGCUAGUGUGGCUGAUAAGUCUAGAUUCACCAAUGUUAAACAGUUCACUGCUCCGGAAACCAGUGAUGGUGUGUCCUUGCAACUGGGGAACACAAAAGAUUUUAUUAUUUCAUUUGACCUCAAGUUCUUAACAAACGGAAGUGUGUCUGUGGUUCUGGAGACCACAGAAAAGAAUCAGCUCUUCACUGUACAUUAUGUCUCAAAUACCCAGCUAAUUGCUUUUAAAGAAAGAGACAUAUACUAUGGCAUUGGGCCCAGAACUUCAUGGAGCACGGUUACCAGGGACCUGGUCACUGACCUCCGGAAAGGAGUGGGUCUUUCCAACACAAAAGCUGUCAAGCCAACCAAAAUAAUGCCCAAGAAAGUAGUUAGGCUGAUUGCAAAAGGGAAAGGCUUCCUCGACAACAUUACCAUCUCUACCACAGCCCACAUGGCCGCAUUCUUUGCUGCCAGUGAUUGGUUGGUGAGGAACCAGGAUGAGAAAGGUGGCUGGCCAAUUAUGGUGACCCGUAAGUUAGGGGAAGGGUUCAAGUCUUUAGAGCCAGGGUGGUACUCUGCCAUGGCCCAAGGGCAAGCCAUUUCUACAUUAGUCAGGGCCUAUCUCUUAACAAAAGACCGUAUAUUCCUCAAUUCAGCUUUAAGGGCAACAGCCCCUUACAAAUUUCUAUCAGAGCAGCAUGGAGUUAAAGCUGUGUUUAUGAAUAAACAUGACUGGUAUGAAGAAUAUCCAACCACACCUAGCUCUUUUGUUUUAAAUGGCUUUAUGUAUUCUUUAAUUGGGCUGUAUGACUUAAAAGAAACUGCAGGGGAAAAACUCGGGAAAGAAGCGAGGUCCUUGUAUGAGCGUGGCAUGGAAUCCCUUAAAGCCAUGCUCCCCUUGUACGACACUGGCUCAGGAACCAUCUAUGACCUCCGGCACUUCAUGCUUGGCAUUGCCCCCAACCUGGCCCGCUGGGACUAUCACACCACCCACAUCAAUCAACUGCAGCUACUCAGCACCAUUGAUGAGUCCCCAGUCUUCAAAGAAUUUGUCAAGAGGUGGAAAAGCUACCUUAAAGGCAGCAGGGCAAAGCACAACUAGAGCUCAGAACCAAAAUCAUAUUUCAGCCUCUGCUGUACACAGAAACUACAGGCUCUCUGUCAGCAGAGCAUAGGCACAUUUUAAAAGGUUGUAUACUAGGUUUUUGUGGAUUACAUCAAAGUGAUAAAUGAUCCUUAAAACCAGUCUUCUGAGAUAAUUGCAUUCCAUGAGUUGGGUGUUUAGAAAUGUAGGUGGCAUUUAGAGCAGCAAAGUGUUUAGUCAACGGGUGAAUGAAAAUGUUUAACUUGGCCUUGCUUAUCACCCUAUACAGAUAGUUCCACAGAUAGUCCAGUCCUCUCGGUUUGGGAAAGACAAUGGUAAGUAGCUCUUACUGGCCAACUGUCCAGCACUUGCCUGCAAACUUAGUAUGGGGCUCUUUUAAAAUGUGGUUAUUUAUGUUUAUGUUGAAAGCAGACUUUAAAAAAAUAAUGUGCUGUAAUACAGUAAAUAUGUACUUGUAGCCUGAAUAGUGGACUGUGUGCAACUUUAAAAAUGAUGUUUCUUUUCUAUAUAUUAAUUUCUUGGGAGUGAAUGAGCAUUUGUUGCAUUUGUUCAAUUUGUUAUAUAUGGAGAAUAUUUUGAAUUUAUGGUUUUCUUGAAACGUGUAAAUUAAAAACACAACCAGUGUUCAGGCUUCACAGUUAUAUAAUGUAAGCACAACUAAGAUGAAACUUGUUGACUGCACAAGAAAUUACAGAAAUGUUAUCUGUUUUAUGAAACUUGAUCUACAAUCAGUAAAGGUUUGAUAAUCAUUCUAUCCCUCCUUUACCCCCAUUGUGGUGGUUUCUUUUUGUCACUAUCUAGAAUUUUGUAUUUCAUUUCAGACUAUGCUAGAGAGUUUUUUCUAUGUUGGGGGGGCAUUUGGGAAUUUUUAUUAUAAACCUAAAUUUGGGGAGGAGGUAGUAAUUUUGAUAAGUCCACUACCACUGUCUUUUUAAGAUUUUUUUUCCCCUUUAAAGAAAACUACUAGGUCAGAUAUUAUAAGGUUUAUAGCAGUUUUUUUUUUU